AUGUUCAAUGUGGAGGCCUUUGCCAAAUAUCUUUCACAAAACGUUCAUGUUUUCAACAAGACCAACAAUAAUCAUCAUACAACAAGCCUUUCCCUACAGAGCAUUGUACAAUUUUCGGAUGGGCAAUCAAAUCCUUCUUUUAAAGUUGUUAUUCAAUUAGCACCAACAACAACAUCAUCAAAGGAUCAACAACAACAAGUAAAUACAAUUGAAUUGGUUUUAAGAAAGAAACCACCUGGAAAACUCCUACCUUCAGCUCACGAUAUUUACAGAGAAUAUGCCAUCAUGAAGAGUUUGCACUCGAUUGGAUUUCCAGUGCCGAACAUGUACUUGUAUUGCAGGGAAACUGAAGUGAUUGGCACUGAAUUUUACUUGAUGGAGUUUGUGAGAGGUAGAAUUUUCAAGGAUGCUACCUUUACUCAAAUGCAUAAAGUUGUUGGAGGAGGAGUUUCAGAUGCAAAGGGACCAGAUCAAUUGACUGCCGAUGAUAGAAGAGAAAUGAUGAUUGAUUUUGUGAAAACUUUAUCCAGAUUGCAUAGUGUGAAUUUUAGAGAUUUUGAAUUGUUGAAUGGAUUGUAUAAACAGGCAGCAUCAUCAUUGAAUAAUAAUAAUGGACAAAAGAAGGAGAAUUACUAUGAGAGACAGAUUACAACUUGGACUAGACAAUAUGUUGCUUCUGAAACUCAUGAAAAUGAAACUAUGAAUCGAUUGAUCAAGUGGUUGCCUCAAAAUAUUCCACAAGAGACUUUGACAGAAUCUUCAUGUAUUACACAUGGUGACUACAAGUUUGAUAAUGUAAUAUUCCAUCCUACCGAGAAUAGAGUAAUUGCUGUUUUGGAUUGGGAAUUGUCAACUUUGGGUCAUCCAAUUGCUGAUUUGGCCUACUCUUGCAUGUAUUAUCAUUUUCCAAGAAUGCCUGGAUUUACUGGUCUCAAGGAUGUAAACUUCCAAAAGACUGGUAUUUUAACAGAGGCUGAAUGCUUAAAUUUGUACACUACCUUUGCCAAGCGUAAACCAAUCGACAAGUGGCAUUUCUAUUUGGCAUUUUCAAUUUUCAGACUUGUUGGAAUUACUCAGGGAGUCUAUAAACGAUACAAACAAGGAAAUGCAAGCAGUGAUUAUGCUCUUCAAGUUGGUUUGUUAGCUGGUUCAUUAUCAGAUGUUGCCUGGGAAUUGAUUGUAAAUUCAGAGAAGGACAAUUUGACAGUGAGUGAUUCUGGAUUGAAUUUUGGUCUCUCUACCAAAGCUCUUCGUCUCAAGGAAAAAUUGGAAAAGUUCAUGAAUGAACACAUUUAUCCAGGUGAAAAGAUUUUUGAAAAUCAAAUUCACGAAAUGAAGGACAAGUGGGAUACUCCUCCAAUUCUCGAAGAAUUAAAAGAAAAGGCAAAGAAGGAAGGUUUGUGGAAUUUCUUCCUCGUGCACCAUCAUCCAACUGAACACUUGACAAAUGUGGAAUAUGCAGUUUUGGCAGAAAUUAUGGGAAGAUCAUUUAUUGCACCAGAAGUAUUCAAUUGUAAUGCACCAGAUACAGGAAAUAUGGAAGUCUUGAUGAAAUUUGGAACACCAGAACAAAAGGAAAAGUAUUUGAAACCACUAUUGGACGGCAAAAUCAGAUCAUGUUUUAGCAUGACUGAAUACAAUAACAGUUCAUCUGAUGCUACCAAUGUACGUUCCACCAUUAAAAAGACACAGGAUGGAAAGCACUACAUUAUCAAUGGUGUCAAGUGGUUCAUUACUGGAGCUGGUGAUAAGAGAUGUAAAUUCACCAUUUUCAUGGGUCAAACUAAUCCAGAACAUCCAAGCGUCCACCACAGACAAUCAAUGGUUCUCAUUCCUUUGGAUGCACCUGGUGUUAAAUUGGAGAGAGCUGCCAUUACAUUUGGUCUUGAUGAUGCACCAUCUGGGCAUUGGUCAAUCACAUUUGAUAACGUCAAGGUUCCAGUAUCGAAUUUGAUUUUCGAGGAAGGACAAGGAUUUAACAUUGCUCAAGCCCGUCUUGGUCCUGGAAGAAUUCACCACGCCAUGCGAAUGAUUGGCUUGGCAGAGAGAACAUUUGAACAGAUGGUUAGAAGAGCAAAGGCCAGAAAAACAUUUGGAAAGACUCUCUCACAACAUGCCAUCAUUCAACAAUACAUUGGAGAAUCGAGAAUUGACAUUGAACAGGCAAGACUAUUGGUUUUAAAGGCAGCUUACAUGAUUGAUAAGGUGGGAGCUAAACAUGCUCGUGCUGAAAUUGCCAUGAUUAAGAUUGCCGUUCCAAGAGCCACUAAAAGAGUUGCAGACAGAGCUAUUCAAGUAUUUGGGGCUGAAGGAUUAAUGACAUCCCCUGCUGACUAUACAUCACCAAUCGAAGAAUCAGCAUUCAGCAUUGCUCGUGUUUGGAUUGGUGCUCGUCAAUUGCAACUUGCUGACGGUCCUGAUGAAGUUCACUUGAUCAAUCUUGCAAAACAACAAAUUUCUAAACUGUAA
Messenger RNA from Naegleria gruberi, 2469 nucleotides. RefSeq names its product acyl-CoA dehydrogenase family member. Gene Ontology annotation, molecular function: oxidoreductase activity, acting on the CH-CH group of donors; flavin adenine dinucleotide binding. Lineage: Eukaryota; Heterolobosea; Eutetramitea; Acrasida; Naegleriidae. The coding region runs from base 1 to 2469 and encodes 822 amino acids. The transcript is spliced from 2 exons. The record is from RefSeq and is a predicted model, not a curated record.